CAAAAGAGCUGGCAGUUUUGCAGGAUUGACUGUAUUUAUGAAGAAAUUAAAUAAAAUGUGUGGACAAUCUGGGAAACCUUCUUCUCCAAAUGAAAAUCAUAUUAAUGAACAAAUUGAAGAAGGUACCAAACAACGGUCUGGAGCCUUAAAAAGGAUAAGAAAAUAUUUUAUGUGCACCCUCCUCCCUAACUCUAGAUCAAGGAGUCCAAUAAAUGAGAUCAAUAUAAACAAUGAAAGCAUAACAGCGGAAACAAUAAAAGAGAACAUUUUGCAGAAAAGAUACGAAGACGCCAGCAAGGAUCUGAUUACAUUAGAACAUAAUAUUUGCAAGUUGAUCGAUGAAAAACAACGUGAAGAAAAGGAGCGACAGCUGGAGAUGCUCUAUGAACAAUUGGAAAAUGAGGUCUUCCAAGUAAUAAAAAAAUCAAUAACACAAGCAGAUUUAUUGGAGCAAUCAGUGAAGGCAAUUCUAAAACAGGACGCAGAAGACUCUCUUUAUAUUGAAAACAGUGGUAACUUAAUCACUAACAUUGGGCGGCCAAGGAAAUGGAGACAGAAAUGGAAGAAUUUUGUAAAGCUAUCAGUGCAGGACAGAAUGAGCCAAAUUCCUGACCCUUCCCCUGGCACCUAUCAGUCCUCUUUCUCACACACAUUAGCCUACUUAGGAAGGACCUGCAAAAAUGAUCUCAUCCACGUGGUGGAAGCUCUCAAACAAUAUUACCCAGAUGAAUUUGAUGUAUGCAAUACGUAUGCGCAGUAUUAUCACCAGGAGUUAAAAUCUCACAUGAGCAUUGCUGAAGAUUUUGAACUUGGAGGAAAAGAUAUCCAUCUUCUUCUGUGUUGGGUCUUUAACAUAUAUCCAAAAGAGAUACUAAACGAUGCAGCUUUAGUCAGACACAUAGACUUGACCAACCUAGAGCCUCUUUUGUCAGAGAAAAAGAUCAGAGAUUUUGAGGAAUAUUAUUUGCCUUAUGAAGUGAAUGCUGUGCAGAACUGGAUGAAUAAAAGUUUAGAUCUGGAAUUUGAACGCUGGAAGGCAGGGAAAGAACCUGUGACCUUGGGAGAAUAUUAUCAUUCAGAGCUACAAAUAGAUGUCAUCCAGAAUUACAAUGGAGGUCUCAAAAGAGCCGAAGAAAUCAGACCAGAACUAUCUAAAGAAAUUAGUCCUCUCCUGGCAAAGGAAUUGGAGGCGUUCUUAAGAAGAUACAAGAGCUUAUUUGAAGAAUAUAAAGAAAAAAACAAAACCCAGCAAUUUUUUAAGGCUAUUGUCAUUGCCAAUAUAAACUGCUGCAGGAACUUUCAGGACUAUAUCAAUGGAAGGGUCAUUGAUUUAGAACCUGAGAUGAAGCAAAAUAUGAAUUUAACCUUACAGGAUUUUGAGACUCUAGCAAAUGACAUUCUACUUCAGGAUCUGUUUCUAGAGUUAAAGGAUCCUUUCAGAAUGCUUUCCAAAGGAAACAGUCUCUGUGAAGACAAAACCAUUAAGGAAAUAAUGAAAAUUACAAAAAAACAUGUUUCCCCAUAUAGAACUUUAAUGCGUCCUUGUUAUCAGAAUAUGAUGGGAAAGGUCCACAGACACCUGGUUCAGGAAUAUGUCACCAGGCUUCUAAAGAAGAAAGUGAGCUUUAAAAAGGAUAAUGAGCAACAGAAUCUAGCUACACAAACCCACAGAAAUGCAGAUCUGAUCAAUGACUUCUGCUCUGAGUCAAAUACUUCUUGGCUGAACCCUCUAAUCCACCAACUCGCAGAAAUCAUUAGCCUUAAGGAUGUAAAUGCUAUUCAAGUUGAAGUUGCUGCCCUUGCUUACGAUUUUCCUGAUAUUGAGAAAAAGCACAUUGAAGCUCUUUUACACAUUAAAGGGGACCUUCGCAAAAAGGAUGCAAAUUCUAUUGUACAAAUGCUGAACACCAAAACCCCAGAAAAUAAACAUACAAACCCGCCAUUUUUCUCAUUAAUUAAAGCACGUUGAUUAUUUCUGGCAACGCAACUUCUUUUUUUUUUCUUGUGGUUACUGUAUUUCUCUUUUCAUUUAUGGAACUAUGUUAGAGUGACCAUUGUCCAGACACUUCUAACAUUGCAGGCUUGUUUUAAAGCUAAAUGUGUAAACCAUUCAAGUACAGUCCAAUUUACCUAAAAUCUGUUCAGGUUUCAUUAUUCUACCAUAUGAUGGAAAGUACAUCCAAUUCGGCCUUGAUUAUUUUUGAAUAUUUUCUGUUUUUAUUUGUUAACAUUUCAAAAUGACAGCAAAUUAGCUAUGCGGAUUCUGUUAUAAAAUGUGAAAUGUGAUAUUUUUUUAUGACCUCAGAAGUUUAUGUAACAUAAAUAUGUCUCUAUUUAUUUAUGGGGUUUUUUUUACUUGUUUAUAAUUUAUUCUCAAACUCAUAAAAAUGUAUAGUUUUGUGUGAUGUUAGAAUUGCAUUGCCGAAAUGUAACUUAAUGUUGUAACUUUAUAAUAGUUACAUUGUUACAUACAUUCAAAGCUUCCUAAGUAAGCAUUUCUAAAAUACUGUAUCCUCAUCUUGCUUAAUGUAUUUUUUUAUGUUAAUGAAAAACUUUUGUUUUUUUAUGUUCUGUGAAGUCAUUUCAAACAUACGGCUAAGUUAUAUUUAGCCAUUUAUUAAUGUUUCACGCAGUAUUUAUUUCUUGUUUUUCACAUAAAAUUUACAAACCUUUCCAAUGGAAAA
Messenger RNA from Bombina bombina (fire-bellied toad), 2684 nucleotides. Its product is annotated as tumor necrosis factor alpha-induced protein 2. NCBI's taxonomy places the organism in Eukaryota, Metazoa, Chordata, Amphibia, Anura, Bombinatoridae. The coding region runs from base 38 to 1969 and encodes 643 amino acids. Gene Ontology annotation, molecular function: SNARE binding. The transcript has 12 exons. Gene Ontology annotation, cellular component: exocyst. The record is from RefSeq and is a predicted model, not a curated record. Gene Ontology annotation, biological process: exocytosis; exocyst localization.